CGAUAAACGGUUUUGUACUUUAAACGGCGAUAAGUUUGUUGACUAAUGCUGGGUCAUUAGGGCAUUAUGGUUUGCUAGAUUGAUUUCGGUUUCUUGUAAUUGAUAUUAUUAAAUUGUUCACACCUAGCUUUUACUAGGUAACAUUUAAAUAAAUCUUAUUUUGAAUAUAAUUAGGCACAAUGCUAGCGUACAAGACGAUUUAGGAAACUUUUAUGCUUACGCUUAAGCGGUAGUGUGUGUGUUGAUAUUGCAGUUACACUCAAUUUUUUUUCCAGUCAACGUUUCAUAAUGCUCUCUGUAUGUAUCAAUAUCAAAUAUCUGAGGGGAAGCUUGAUGCGCUAACCACUAAACCAAAGUUGGUAUCACAUCCAAGUCGGCUAGUAUAAAUUGCUUAGCAUCAAGUCGAGAUCGUUAGUGGGCACGCUAACCGAUUGUAAAGUAGAGUUCUAGAAGAGCAAAUUGUACAAAGUGGAUUUUUACAAUAUAUUUUGCAAAAUUUUGUAUUUUCCGUUUGGUAUUAAAAUUAACAGCGGAGGUGUUCGCGGCCAUAGUGGAGUUCCCAAUCAAAAAUACAAUAAACUAAUCAACAAAAAUAAUACUAUUAAAUUAGUUGAAUUCCAUACACUUGAGGAUUUAAAAUACAAAAUGGCUUUUCGCGACAAAAAUGCAGUGAUUACCGGCGGCGCUAACGGCAUUGGCUUGCAAGUGUGCAAGCAACUGUUGGCCAAUGAGGCGUCGAAAAUUGCAAUUAUUGAUAUACAAGAAAAUACGGAAGAUAUCGCUAAGUUACGUGCAGCUCAUCCCACACAAACUAUAGUGCUGGUAAAAACCGACGUUGCGAAUAGGCAGGGCAUUGCAAAUACCUACGAGGAACUUGGAAAGGCUUUUGGCUCCAUUGAUAUUGUUGUAAACGUUGCUGGCAUUUUCAAUGAUCAGGAUGUACAGCGUACCAUUUUAGUCAAUUUGGGCGGCAUCAUUAAUUCCACACUUGCGGCUCUUAAAGUGAUGAGCAAGGAAAAUGGUGGGGAAGGAGGUAUUGUAGCAAAUAUGUCUUCGGUUGUUGGUUUGGAUCCAAUGUUUCUGCUGCCUGUGUAUGCCGCUACUAAAGCAGGAAUUAUAAAUUUCACACGAUGUUUGGGUACUGAUAUUUACUUAAAUCGCACUGGCAUCAAGUUCAUCACAAUCUGUCCCGGCGCCACUAUUACGGACAUGUUUACAAAUUUUACUGAGAAAAUACUCUUUCCCGAUAUGGGUGAUGAAUCAUAUCGAGUGUUGGAUCGUCUCAACAAGCAAAGUGCUGCCGAUGUAUCACGUUGCAUACUUAGCGCUUUAGAAAAGGAGAAAAAUGGUGAGGUUUACAUAAUCGAGGGCAAGCGACUGUUUCCAAUGGAAAUGAAGAGUUACUGGCGUGGUAUCGAGAAGGAAUUGAGCGAUUAGAAACAAAGUAAAGAUUCGUUUUGAAACUAGACUAUAUACAUAUAUUUAGUACAUACAAACAUGCUUGCUGGAAUUAAAUUUAUUUAAAUACAUGAA
Molecule: messenger RNA, 1533 nt
Organism: Rhagoletis pomonella (apple maggot)
Lineage: Eukaryota; Metazoa; Arthropoda; Insecta; Diptera; Tephritidae
Product: alcohol dehydrogenase 2-like
Exons: 4
Coding region: 646-1437 (263 amino acids)
Cellular component (GO): cytoplasm
Molecular function (GO): oxidoreductase activity, acting on the CH-OH group of donors, NAD or NADP as acceptor
Source: RefSeq, a predicted model, not a curated record